GUUAUAAUGCCAAGAACUCCAUGAUAGACAAUCACUUGUAAAAGGUAUAUAAGCCCGAUCUACUUCACACUCCACUCUUCCUUCUCUUCCACAACAACAUCUUUUAAUUCUAAAAUUUGAACAAUGGCUGAUCAACAACCCCCUCAACCACAAGGUGGUCAACAAGACGCUCUUGACAAAGGUAUCAGCGCCGCCUUGGACAAAAGUGGUCAUCACCAACAAAACAGCACCGUCGAAAAGAUCUCUGAUGGUGUCCGUUCAGCAUUCAAGAAGGUAACCGGGUCCGACGUCCCGAUCGCUGAUAAGCAGUGAUCUGUUUACGAGCAGAUCUUUGUCAGAAUAUCUUCCUCUUUUUCCGUUUAUGACAACACAACGAUUAGUCUUCUAUAUGUGAGAUACCUUAUAUCUUUCUCAAUUUAUUAAUGACAAAC
Messenger RNA from Meira miltonrushii, 431 nucleotides. RefSeq lists its product as uncharacterized. Bases 124 to 312 code for a protein of 62 amino acids. The record is from RefSeq and is a predicted model, not a curated record. The transcript is spliced from 2 exons. Lineage: Eukaryota; Fungi; Basidiomycota; Exobasidiomycetes; Exobasidiales; Brachybasidiaceae.